This is a messenger RNA of Camelina sativa (false flax), 1275 nucleotides long. RefSeq names its product 1-aminocyclopropane-1-carboxylate oxidase 1-like. The record is from RefSeq and is a predicted model, not a curated record. NCBI's taxonomy places the organism in Eukaryota, Viridiplantae, Streptophyta, Magnoliopsida, Brassicales, Brassicaceae.
GUAUUGAAAGAAACUAUUGUUUUUGCCUCCAAGUAGGCACAUAUGCCUCCUAGCACACAAUACAGAACAGAGUUUCAACUCUUCACUCCAUUGCCUAUAUAUACUCUUUUCAGAUUGCAUUCAACCAAUCCGUGUCUCAGAACAAAAAUCAAAAGAGAUGGUUUUUAUCAAAGAGAGAGAGAUGGAGAUUCCAGUUAUUGAUUUUGGAGAAUUGGAUGGAGAGAACAGAACCAAGACCAUGUCACUUCUUGAUCAUGCAUGUGAUAAGUGGGGCUUCUUCACGGUUGAUAAUCAUGGGAUUGAUAAAGAGUUGAUGGAGAAAGUGAAGCAGAUGAUUAACUCUCACUAUGAGGAGCAUCUGAAAGAGGAGUUUUACCAGUCAGAGAUGGUCAAAGCUUUGAGUGAAGGCAAAACCUCAGAUGCAGAUUGGGAAAGCAGUUUCUUCAUCUCGCACAAGCCAACUUCAAACAUCUGCAAGAUCCCAAACAUUUCAGAGGAACUCAGCAAGACGAUGGAUGAAUAUGUUUCGCAACUGCACAAGUUUGCAGAGAGUCUCUCCAAGCUCAUGUGUGAGAAUCUUGGUCUUGACGAGGAAGACAUGAUGAAGGCGUUUUCUGGUUCAAAAGGUCCAGCUUUUGGGACAAAAGUGGCUAAAUACCCAGAAUGCCCUCGUCCUGAGCUCAUGAGAGGGCUGAGAGAACAUACUGAUGCUGGGGGAAUCAUAUUACUCCUGCAGGAUGAUCAAGUGCCUGGUCUUGAGUUCUUUAAAGAUGGCAAGUGGGUUCCUAUACCGCCAUCCAAGAACAACACCAUUUUUGUCAAUACCGGUGAUCAAGUCGAGAUACUGAGUAAUGGGAGGUACAAGAGUGUUGUACACCGUGUAAUGACAGUGAAGCAAGGAAGUAGACUGUCGAUUGCUACGUUUUACAAUCCGGCUGGUGAUGCCAUAAUAUCUCCAGCUCCGAAGCUCCUGUAUCCAAGUGGCUUCCGGUUUCAAGACUACCUGAAGCUUUAUUCAACUACCAAGUUUGGAGACAAAAGCCCUAGACUUGAGACCAUGAAGAACAUAGAAAAUGGGCAUACAGCCUAGGAAGCAUCUGUUCCCAUAAAAUUCUCCCAUUUUUUGCUUAAAACUUGUCUUCUUCUUGUGUUUCCCUUUAUAAAGAAAAUAACAGCCAUGUCUGAUUCAGCUAUACUAGUUUAUUCCUGGGAUGAUCAGUUCACAAAUAUGUCACCACUCUCCCUGUUCCAUUCAAAAGUAAUAUAUUUUACUCU